Messenger RNA from Zophobas morio, 745 nucleotides. RefSeq lists its product as uncharacterized. Lineage: Eukaryota; Metazoa; Arthropoda; Insecta; Coleoptera; Tenebrionidae. The coding region runs from base 89 to 676 and encodes 195 amino acids. The transcript is spliced from 3 exons. The record is from RefSeq and is a predicted model, not a curated record.
UUGAUUUUCGCCAAACUUCAACUUUUUUCUCAGCGUCCCAAUGUGAAGUUUUUUCUACAUUUCGGAAAUAUUGUCUGUUUGCCCCAAAAUGAAGUUGUUUUUAUCCUUCAUAUGCAUUUUAACGACUCUACUCGCAGUACCAGACCUGGUUAGCGGCAACUGGCGGUACCGCCGACAAGACGAAGGCGAGCCCGCCGAUGCCGCCGCCGCCGCCAAGAAAAUGUGCGCCAAGUGCGUGUCCGCGGGCUGCAAAGGCGCCCGCAGCGACACGAUGGACUGCAGCGCGGACAAGAUGAGCGCACUAGGCCUGAAAGAUGACGCCAAGAUGGUGUGGGACAACGCGACCGCCGACGCCGCCGAGGACUUCGACAACCCGGAGAAGUACACCCACUGCCUGAUGCUGCAGCUGAAGGACGGGGACACGAACAAGGCCGAGAUCAGGGGCUGCGUGCCCGAGAAGGUCACCGUGGGGGAGGAGGAGAAGGAGGUGUGCGCGCUGAUGACGGGGAAGGUCAAGAAUUUGGUGUGCAAGGUGUGUCCGUCGGUGGAGGUUCCGUGCAACAACGAGACGAGCUUGUACGACGGGGAGGCGACGGGGGCGGCGCACAGGCUGUCGCUGGACUCGAGUAUCUACUUUUGGAUUUUGUCGGCGGUUUUAGUCAAAAUACUAUUGUAAAGGCUUGUCCGGGUUGUAGAGAAAUUUUUUGUGUCUUUGAGGAAUAAAUUUUUGUUAAUAUAUUGCAAA